AUAUAUAUGGUGUCUGUUUGCCAAGCUCUGAUUCACACUCGGUUGUACAUCACGUCCUUGAAACAGUUCAAUUCAACACUCGUCUAGCUGAAGUUAUAUCAACCUGAUCUGCUAUACAGGGAAAUUAUGGGUUUUCUCUGCCUUCUCCUCUCUCUGACUGCUUUACAAGUGGAGGGUUUCAGUGGGGGAGGAUCUUCCAUUGCUUCUCAGUGUGGCUCAAUGCUACCUGGUAAUAGUUUUCAUGGCAGCACAGGGCAGAGCUCUUCUUCACCAUACACUGUCACUGUCAACCAGACCACCUACCAGCCAGGAGACACCAUCAAAGUGACUCUGUCAGGAACCUUCAACUAUAAAGGGUUUCUUCUGGAGGCCCAUGAGGAAGGACUGAACAAGGCUGUGGGAACAUUCUCUCUCGGCAGUGGGACUGGGAUCAUUCUUGUGCCUUGCAAUGGGAUCGCAGCCUCUGGGGUGAGUCAAAGCAUCAAUCUACCUAGAUCAUCAGUAACAGUCACCUGGACAGCACCAUCCACAUCCUCAUUGGGCAACAUCAUAGUCAAGAAACCAUAAGAAGCACCAACAAUGAAUUUGGAAAGCGCUUGGUUCUCCACAUCAUUCCUUGGCAUGACCAGCGUCGCACCAACGUUGUUGCAGAACUUCAAACCUUCAUCGAAACUCCCCAGCACUCCAUUGGACACUAAAUAUUUGUCCCCUGCCUUCUGGAAGACCCUGAAGCUUGCAGCUUGAAAUAAAUCAUGUCAUUCUUUCUGUUAGUCAUACCGACCGAUUUCCUUGUUGAAUGUGGAUGUAAAUGUGAAACACACUGAGUGUACAGAACAUUAGGAACUCCUGCUCUUUCCAUGAUAUAGACUGACCAGGUGAAUCCAGGUGAAAGCUAUGAUCAAAUAAAUGAAUGGGAGGUGACAGGUUAAAGAAUAACAGGUUAAAGAAUAAUUUGAGACAUGGAUUGUGUAUGUGUGCCAUUCAGAAGGUGAAUAGUCAAGACAAACAAUUUAAGUGCCUUUGAACGGAGUAUGGUAGUAGGUGCCAGGCACACUGGUUUGAGUGUGUCAAUAAC
Molecule: messenger RNA, 1075 nt
Organism: Oncorhynchus gorbuscha (pink salmon)
Lineage: Eukaryota; Metazoa; Chordata; Actinopteri; Salmoniformes; Salmonidae
Product: putative ferric-chelate reductase 1
Exons: 5
Coding region: 127-567 (146 amino acids)
Molecular function (GO): oxidoreductase activity, acting on metal ions
Source: RefSeq, a predicted model, not a curated record